This is a messenger RNA of Zootermopsis nevadensis, 3681 nucleotides long. Lineage: Eukaryota; Metazoa; Arthropoda; Insecta; Blattodea; Termopsidae. The record is from RefSeq and is a predicted model, not a curated record.
GCAGAAAGGAGAAUCUGAUGUUGGACCUGUUGUAAGAGUACCAGUCUUUAGGAAGGCGUGUAUUGAGAAAUUGCGUUAGAAAGUUGUUCAGCGUUGCGAUAGAAAGUUUUUGCAGAAAAUUGUUGAGCUUUGCAAGAAUUUACAUUCAAUCACAAUUUAAAGAAGUUUGAGCCAGCACCGAAAGUAUCUCCUGUCUUACUCCUAUUCCAUCGAAGAAAUUACCUAAAGCAAAAAUUUUCAGGUUUUAUAAAUACAGCAACAAUGGCAGAUCAGCAAGCUACUGGAAAGGCACGAAGUCGUGCUCGGGGUAGAGCCCGGGGACAGCAAGAGGGUCAGACUGUGAGGCGCCCUGGAGAGCAAGCCCAGGCUCGCCCUCCCCCUGGCUUUCAACAACAGCCACAAGGUGGAAGACCUGCUCAGGCUGCUCCUCAAGCACAGCGACAACAGCAGGUGGGUCCAGCACUGAGCAGUGGCAGAGCACUACAUCGUGUUAGUUCCCGUGGGGACUUACAGCCAGGAGAUGACAGUCUGGCUGCAAGAAUGGGUCAGAUGUCAGUUGGUGGAGGUGCUGGUGACCUUGCGAGUGGAAAUGGGGCACCAGUGGGUCGUGGUGCCAUGCGAGGACGUCGUCAAGUAAAUGUUGAUAUUGUGCGUACUCGGCCAGUGAACUUGAACUCCAAGCAAGGUACAUCGGGUCGUCAAGUGACUCUAAAGGCCAAUUACUUCAGGUUGGAGACUCACACAAAUUGGUGUUUGUACCAAUAUCGUGUGGAUUUUGCACCUGAAGAGGACAGAACAGUGGUACGCAAAGGGUUAUUACGCAACCACAAACCUGUCCUAGGUGGUUAUAUAUUUGAUGGCACCAUGAUGUUCACUAGUCAUCGCCUUAAUCCAGAUCCAAUGGAAUUAUUUUCUACACGGGAAUCAGAUAAAACACCAAUUCGCAUCACGGUGCGUCUUGUUGGAGAUCUCACAGAGGGUGAUUACCACUACAUCCAGUUUUUCAACAUUCUCAUGCGGAAGGCUCUUGGUUAUUUGCAGCUGCAGCUGGUAGGCCGCAACUUCUUUGAUGCAUUGGCAAAGAUUGUUGUGCCAAAAUACAACUUGGAGCUUUGGCCUGGCUAUCUGACUUCAAUCCGUCAGCAUGAGACUAACAUACUGAUGUGCUCUGAGAUCACACACAAGGUAAUGCGACAGGAUACUGUACUGGAGUUGCUGACCGAGUGUGUGCAACGUGGAGAACGAAGGUACAAGGAAUUGUUCAAACAAGCAAUCAUUGGGGCUGUUGUUCUGACUGACUAUAAUAAUCGGACAUACCGUGUGGAUGAUGUGGAUUUUGAUGUUACUCCAAGUAGCACAUUUGAACUUCGCAGAGGAGAACAGGUCUCGUACAUAGAUUAUUACCUAAGGAAAUACCAGAGGAAGAUAUACAGUGUGGACCAGCCGCUGCUGGUCACACGUACAAAGGCCAGAGAACAGCGGGCUGGACAAGAUGAAUUUGUUUACCUUGUGCCAGAGCUAUGCCGAAUGACUGGCUUGACUGAUGAGAUGAGAGGUAAUUUCAAUGUGAUGAGGGAUCUUGCUGAACAUACACGCGUUGGUCCUCAGGGUAGGAUGGAUAGACUUAACGCUUUCAACAGACGUCUCCUGAAAGAGCAAAAUGUGCGUACAGAUCUACUUGAAUGGAACAUGAGGCUGGCUGACAAACUGAUUGAAUUCCAAGGUCGUGUUCUUCCACAGGAGAAGAUACUGCAAGGAGGUCAUCAAGGUCAAGAAGUAAAGUAUGAUGCUGGACCACUUACAGACUGGACGAAGGAGUUGCGUAGUAACCCAAUGUUGGUCAUACCUGCACUGAACAAUUGGGUUGUGAUCUGCCCAAACAGAUUGAGAAGAGAUGCUCAGAAUUUUGUAUCCACGUUGGUUCGUGCUGCUCAGGGCAUGAGAUUUGUCAUUCCACAACCAUAUUUCUGUGAUAUUCCAGAUGAUCGUGCAUCAUCAUUUGUCCAAGCAUUGGAGCAGGUCAUUUCAAGCAGAGACCCGCAAAUGAUAAUGUGUAUUGUUACAAACAAUCGCUUGGACCGUUACGCAGCAAUAAAGAAAAAGUGUUGCGUAGACAGAGCAGUGCCAACUCAAGUUAUUGUGGCAAGGAGCUUAACUGCAAAGAGCGUAAUGUCUAUCGCUACAAAAGUGGCGAUCCAAAUGUCCUGCAAAAUUGGGGGGGCUCCUUGGACGGUAGAAAUACCACUCAGUGGCUUGAUGGUGGUUGGGUUUGAUGUUUGUCAUGACACCACCACUAAAGAAAAGUCAUAUGGAGCGUUGGUGGCGUCCCUGGACAAACCGUUCAGCCGGUAUUUUUCAGCUGUGUCGGCGCACACAACUGGUGAAGAGUUAAGCAAUUACUUAACUUCAAAUAUAGCCAAGGCUCUUCACAAGUACAAGGAAUAUAAUGGAGGUGCUCUUCCACAGAGAAUAGUUAUAUACAGAGAUGGGGUAGGUGAGGGCCAAAUCCCUUAUGUGUACAAGCAUGAGGUUGAACUCUUGAAGGAGCGCCUGAACAUCAUGUAUGGUAGCCAGCCAGUCAGGAUGGCAUUUAUUGUUGUAACAAAGAGGAUUAACACCAGGUUGUUCCUCGGCAAUGGAAACCCUCCCCCUGGCACUGUUGCCGAUGACUGCAUAACUAUGCCAGAAAGAUAUGAUUUCUUCCUGGUGUCUCAGUCGGUACGACAGGGCACUGUGAGCCCAACUUCAUACAAUGUGAUUAGUGAUAAUGUGGGGCUGGAUCCAGAUAAGCUUCAGCGGCUUACCUACAAACUUACUCAUCUUUACUUCAAUUGGAGUGGAACUGUGCGAGUGCCUGCUCCUUGUCAGUAUGCCCACAAGCUGGCAUAUCUGGUGGGCCAGGCCCUUCACAAUGCUCCUAGCUCAAGACUGGAAGACCUGCUCUAUUUUCUGUAGCACCCAGGAAAGAUCUGUUACCCACUCGUCAGGACAGUUUUAUUGGUGUGGAUGUAUUUCUGUUCCAGUCAGUUUUUGAUCUGCUUAAUUCCAUUACUUCAGUUAUUUAAUUAGUUCACUUAAUUAAGGAGCUUAAAACUUUCCAUACCGUGUAGUGCCUGCUCCUUGUCAGUAUGCCCACAAGUUAGAAUAUCUGGUGAGCCAGGCCCUUCACAAUGCUCCUAGCUCAAGACUGGAAGACCUACUCUAUUUUAUGCAGCACCCAGGAAAGAUCUGUUACCCACUCGCCAGGACAGUUUCAUUGGUGUGGAUGUAUUUCUGUUCCAGUCAGUUUUUGAUCUGCUUAAUUCAAUUACUUCAGUUAUUUAAUUAGUUCACUUAAUCAAGAAGCUUAAAACUUUGCAUGCAGUUUAGUGUAUUAGAAUAUAAAAUAAGCAAACAAACUAUUAACACUAUAAAUGGCACUAGUGUCAUUUAUAGUUUGUCUGUUUGCUUAUUUUAUAUUUUAAUCAAGGAAGCUCAUUUUGUAUGUUUGUGAUAUGCACAGUACAAAUAGCUGAUAUGUUAAAACAGCCGUUUCCACAGCAUUGUUUUGGAUAUGGCUUUUCCAUACAUAUUUUACGUUCUGUUCUGUUCUGUUCUGUUCAAAGAGAUAAUGUUUCUAAGAGAAAUAAACAACUAUUUUUUUUGUACUUUUAUAAAUUUAUAUAAAAGUUUGAAGUUUCA